ACUAUUUCUGAGCAAAUCACGAAUCACUUUGCCGCAAAGGUUCCACCCACUUUAGAGUACGGAAGUUAGGUUGAUCCACAGCGACAAGCAGGAUUUCGCUGUUCAAGGCAACGAGAAGUACAAUCCGACUUUGCAAGUGGCUGUCUACCUGUCAUUCUUAUCGUUACACGGUGUCAUUCAGCUACAAUACUAAAGUGCCAUCAGUGAGAAUGCCCCUCACGAACAAGUCCAAAAACGCUGAAUGCAGUGCAGCCCUGGCGCCUGGUUCGGAUCGGGGAGAGGGACAUCAGCUCUCACAACCAAGAGACCAGGAUGUGCCUCCCGGGGAUGGUGGUGGAGAAGACAGUCAAGGAGAUCCAGAAAUUGUUAAAUCUCCCAGUGACCCAAAGCAGUACAGGUACAUUGUUCUUGGUAACGGCUUGAGAGCUCUCCUUAUCUCAGACUUCAGCGGCAAGGUGGCCUCCGAGGACGAUGAAGAAUCUGAGGAGGAGGAAGAGCAGGAGGAGGAAGAGGGGAGUGCUGAGGAGGGUGACUCGGGAGAAGGCACCGACGAAGAGUCAGAGGAAGGAGAUGAUGAACAGGACAGUGACUUUGAGGACCUGGAUGAUGAAAAUGACACGAGAAAGAAGAAAGCAAGCUCUGAAAAACAGUCUGCUGCUGCACUCUGCAUUGGCGUGGGGAGCUUCAGCGACCCCAAUGACCUGCCAGGACUAGCCCAUUUCCUUGAACACAUGGUGUUUAUGGGCAGUGAGAAGUAUCCAUCAGAAAAUGGCUUUGAUGCAUUCCUGAAAAAACAUGGCGGUAGUGAUAAUGCCUCCACCGACUGUGAGAGGACGAUAUUCCAGUUUGAUGUGCAGAGGAAACACUUCAAAGAAGCCCUUGAUAGGUGGGCACAGUUCUUCAUAUGUCCGUUGAUGAUCAAAGAUGCCAUUGAAAGAGAGGUGGAAGCUGUGGACAGCGAGUACCAGCUGGCAAAGCCAUCUGACUCCCAUCGUAAGGAGAUGCUGUUCGGUGGUCUGGCCAGGGACAACCACCCCAUGGGAAAGUUCUGCUGGGGAAAUGCGGAGACUUUGAAGCAUGAACCUAAAAGACAGAAGAUCAACGUUUAUAAGCGUCUUCGCGAGUUCUGGAAGAGAUACUAUUCGGCGCAUUACAUGACCUUAGCAGUGCAGUCUAAAGAGAAGUUGGACACACUAGAAGAAUGGGUGCGGGAGAUCUUCAGUAAGGUUCCAAACAACGGUCAGCCACAACCAAACUUCUCUGAGUUGGUGGAUCCUUUUGACACCCCGGCUUUCAACAAGCUUUACAGAGUGGUGCCUGUCAGAAAAGUUCACGCCCUCACCAUCACCUGGGCCCUGCCUCCUCAGGAAAAACAUUACAGGGUAAAACCCCUCCAUUACAUAUCUUGGCUAAUCGGCCACGAAGGAACUGGCAGCAUUCUGUCUUUGCUGAGGAAAAAGUGCUGGGCUCUGGCUCUCUUUGGGGGUAACAGCGAAACCGGCUUUGACCAGAACACCACCUACUCCAUCUUCAGCGUCUCCAUCACACUGACUGACGAGGGCUUCCAGAAUUUCUAUCAGGUGGUCCACUUGGUGUUCCAGUACAUGAAAAUGCUACAGACCCUGGGGCCCCAGCAGAGAAUAUAUGAGGAAAUUCAAAAGAUUGAAGCAAAUGAGUUCCACUAUCAGGAACAGACAGAUCCAAUUGAAUAUGUGGAGGACAUCUGUGAAAACAUGCAGCUGUUUCCGAAGGAGGACUACCUGACAGGAGACCAGCUUAUGUUUGAGUUCAAACCAGAGGUCAUCUCUGCUGCUCUGUCCCUGCUGACCCCAGACAAGGCCAACCUGAUGCUGUUGUCCCCAGAGCACGAGGGCCAGUGUUGCCUGAGGGAGAAGUGGUUUGGCACGCAGUACAGCAUCGAGGAUGUCCAGAAGGAGUGGACCGAGCGCUGGACAGGCGAUUUUGAACUGAGCCCAGAGUUGCAUCUCCCAGUUGAAAACAAAUUCAUUGCAACCGAUUUUACGCUGAAAACAUCGGACUGUCCUGACACAGAAUAUCCUGUUAGGGUGGUCAACAGUGAUAGAGGAUGUCUUUGGUAUAAGAAGGACAACAAGUUCAAGAUACCAAAAGCAUAUAUCCGGUUCCACUUAAUCUCACCUGUGAUUCAGAAGUCUGCUAAAAACCUGGUGUUAUUCGACCUCUUUGUGAACAUCCUGACGCACAACCUGGCCGAGCCAGCAUACGAGGCUGAUGUGGCACAGCUGGAGUAUAAGCUGGUGGCCGGGGAGCACGGCCUAGUCAUCAAGGUCAAGGGCUUCAACCACAAGCUACCUCUGCUGUUCAACCUGAUCGUGGACCACCUGGCAGACUUCAGCGCAGCUCCUGAUGUGUUCACCAUGUUUGCUGAGCAGCUCAAGAAGACCUACUUCAACAUCCUAAUAAAGCCAGAGAAGCUAGGAAAGGACGUACGGUUGCUGAUCCUAGAACACGCACGCUUGUCCAUGAUCCAGAAGUACCAGGCUGUAGUGGACGGCCUCACUGUUGCUGACCUCAUGGACUUUGUCGGCGGGUUCAAGUCCGAGCUGUACGCUGAGGGCCUGGUGCAGGGCAACUUCACUAGCAGGGAAUCAAUGGAGUUUCUGCAGUAUGUUACAGAGUGGGGAGGAGGACGUAGAAUGCACAUGGAGGAGCCAUGUUUUGACUUCCUGAGGACGAAAGAGACGCUUGGGUAUCACGUGUACCCCACCUGUCGCAACACCUCUGGGGUCUUGGGCUUCUCCGUCACUGUGGAGACGCAGGCGACCAAGUUCAACACAGAGCUAGUUGAGACGAAGAUUGAGGAGUUUCUGGUGAGUUUCGGGGAGAAGAUGACUGCCCUGAGCGAUGAGGCUUUCAAGACGCAGGUGACAGCACUCAUCAAGCUGAAGGAGUGUGAGGACACACACCUGGGUGAGGAGGUGGACAGGAACUGGGCGGAGGUGGUCACCCAGCAGUACGUCUUUGACAGACUCAACCGAGAGAUUGAUGCUCUCAAGCUGAUGACGAAGGCUGAGCUGGUUUCCUGGUUCAUGGAGCACCGUGGCCAAACCAGCAAGAAGCUGAGUGUUCAUGUGGUGGGCUUUGGGGUAGAGGAGAAUGACCCACCCAGUGAGGAGCACCCCAGCGAAGAAGGAGCAGGUGGUGACGACGGUGGCGUCAUCAAGUGCUCCGCCUCUUCCUCCUACGGCGAGGUGUCAAAGCUCACCUUCCUGCCCAUCUCCCCGAAGCUGGCCUCGGCCACCGUCAUCACGGACAUCCGCACCUUCACCGCCACUCUGCAACUCUACCCCUACCACAAGAUCCUCAAAUAGGCACAGCCGCCACCUCAGCGACCGACACAAGCACCCAGUCCCUGCUCCACCAUCAUCCACCACCGCCACCACCUCUCCACUCACACGCUCACAGAAUAACACCACCAGGUGGCUCACAGGCGACUUGGACAGUGGAGACGGCGAGUUUAAGAGAAACGGAAACCCCUUGUCACUCGCCCUUGUUGUGUGAUCAGUCCAUUGACACAACCUACUUGACAAAAUUUGGGGAAAUUUAGAAAAGAAAAGUUGUGUGUAUUUUACUGAUAUCCUCUAUAUCUGCUGUGUUUUGUUUGUACUAAUGCAUUGGCUCUCUAUUACACCACUACUGGAGGUGGAUCUGGCCUUGCUAUCAUGUCAGCCAGUAGGUGAUCACAGACUUGGUUCUGCGUAUUCGUGGGCAUUCCUGAAGAGGUGAAGCUGCAUGAGCAAAAUUAGAUGGCGAGAUCCCAGUUCAUCAUUUGCAUAACUUCAGCUUGUGAAUAUGACUGGCUUCAAGGUCACUGCUUAAAUGAGGAGUGUUCAUGAUACUUAUUAAAAGUGCAUUAAGCAUGG
Molecule: messenger RNA, 3902 nt
Organism: Alosa alosa (allis shad)
Lineage: Eukaryota; Metazoa; Chordata; Actinopteri; Clupeiformes; Clupeidae
Gene: nrd1a
Product: nardilysin a (N-arginine dibasic convertase)
Exons: 30
Coding region: 210-3350 (1046 amino acids)
Biological process (GO): proteolysis
Molecular function (GO): metal ion binding; metalloendopeptidase activity
Source: RefSeq, a predicted model, not a curated record